Messenger RNA from Astyanax mexicanus (Mexican tetra), 1844 nucleotides. RefSeq lists its product as uncharacterized. The record is from RefSeq and is a predicted model, not a curated record. Bases 429 to 1841 code for a protein of 470 amino acids. Gene Ontology annotation, molecular function: ubiquitin-protein transferase activity. NCBI's taxonomy places the organism in Eukaryota, Metazoa, Chordata, Actinopteri, Characiformes, Acestrorhamphidae. The transcript has 2 exons.
CUGCCAGCCAUAGAAAUAUAAUUUGACUCAGUAACAUGUAAUAACGUGAAAGGUUUCAUAUUAUAACGUGAUAUUUAUUACGUUAUAACGUGAUAUCUAUCACGUUAUUUCGUGAUACAAAACUAUUAUGUUAUUUCAUGAUAUGGUAGUUUCACGUUAUAUCGUGAAAUUAUCAUGUUAUUUCGUGAUAAGAAAUUAUCAUGUUAUUCCGAGAUAUGAAUCUAUCACGUUAUUUCAUAAUAUGAAAUUAUCACGUUAUUUCGAAUUAUGAAAUGAUCGUGUUAUUUUGUGAUAAACAUUUAUCACGUUGUUUCAUGAUAUUUUAACGUUAUAACGUGAAAACAUCAAUAUGGUUUUAUUUUGAUACACGGCCAAGCCAGCGCGCUUCCAUUUUACUUCACGUCGCCUCCAGCAGCGUUUGCUUGAGGAUGGCUGAAAAUGUGGAUUCUCCACUCUCGAGAUAUCUUCGAGGUCGGGGUGUUCCAGAGGACUGUCUCCUUCGAAUGGAGCAAGAUCAUAUUGAUGGCACAGUCCUUGAUUAUAUGGAUGACAACACUCUGGCUGACUACAUCCCAACUUAUGGAGACAGGAUUGCGGCAAGACGCUUCUGUUUGCAACACAGUGCCACUGCCAAAACAAAAGAAUCUGCAAAACAUUCAAUGCUGGAAAAACUGAAGAAAAAAAUGGGCAUUACUGUGAGUGAUGAUGAGAACAAUAACCAGGAGACAUCUACCAAAAGACAGAAAAGACAUUAUGCAAAAUGCAACAAAUUUGCAGAAAAAAAGACAAGAAAAGUGGAGUUGGGAUGGAUUCACGAAGGCAAGCAAGUCAGAAAACGCAAAAGAGGGGGGACAAGGACCCUUGAUGUACCCAACGAAUCAAAGAAGGCGGAUAUACUGCAGUAUGCCAAGGAUAUUUUCUUCCCAAAUGGAAAAAAUAAGCUAGGAAAGUUUGACACAUUUAGCUAUGACAUAGUAGAUUAUCAGGAAGAAGCUAUUUUUGAUGAUGCUAUUACAGUUGGGGAACUCUACAGCGUACUAAGAAUGGGAGUGUUGAGAUUCUACCUGUGCACAAAGGUUCCAAAAGAUGAGGAUGCUGAAGAAAGUGUCGCGGAAGAAUCAACAAUUAACCAACAAAUACAGAAUAGCAUGCGUGAAGAGGACGAGCAGCCUCUUCAAACUGUCGAUACAGAACCAUUUCUAGACACAUCUGUGGUGAUGAUUGGCCCUUUUCUCGGAGAACCCACGGCUGGCCAACUGGAUGACACGUUGUUAUAUCAACCUGACCUGCAGGUCAAUGAGGACACUGCCAUCAUAUCAGUCCUAUUCCCUAGUGCAAGCUCAGCACUCAUCAUUCCAGACACAGCAAGUGACAACUCAUCCAACAUGUCUCACUCCACAAGUGCAGCAAACAUUGCUCCCGAGUCAGCAGCUAUAGAUGAUGUAGCAGGUACCUCUACAAAUUCAUCUGUGAAUAUAACAAUUAAACUACACAGGGUCAAUCUUCUGGAAGAGAUGAUAGCCCAAUUCAAGGAUUCAGCACUUCUCAAGCACUCCCUUCGAUACACUUUCAUUGAUGAAAGAGGAGCCGACCACAAUGGUGUUUCAAGGGAUGUGUAUGCUGCAUUUUGGACACAACUUCUGGAUCACACAGCUGAAGGGGAGGACCUGAGAGUUCCAUCUCUGUGUCCUAAAUGGCAAGAGAAAGAAUGGAAAUCCAUUGGCCGAAUCCUCCUCAAAGGAUUUCAAGACCAUGGCUAUUUUCCCUGUCGCUUAUCCCCCGCUUUCGCAGUUUCACUCAUUUUUGGUGAGAAUGAGGUCUCAGAUGAUGUGCUUUUUUGAAAG